Molecule: messenger RNA, 1158 nt
Organism: Rhodotorula toruloides NP11
Lineage: Eukaryota; Fungi; Basidiomycota; Microbotryomycetes; Sporidiobolales; Sporidiobolaceae
Product: nucleotide-binding, alpha-beta plait domain containing protein
Exons: 3
Coding region: 1-1158 (385 amino acids)
Molecular function (GO): nucleic acid binding
Source: RefSeq, a predicted model, not a curated record
AUGCGAAGAAGGGGGCUGCUCGACUCGACUUCGGAGGCAGCGGCGAAGGGCAUCGACCUCGACCACUCGUCCCUGCAUUACUCUGCGCUCGCCUCUGCCGUGAUCAAGCCGCAUUCCGAGCUUCGCGAAGCGAUCCUUCUCAUCCUUCUUCGUUUCGUGCGGAAAGUCAACCAUACCGCAGCUUUCUGGCUAGCAGGGUCUGGAUCAAUCGAGUGGGCUGCCAAGUUGCUGAACGCCUGGGACAGUCAGCAGGACCUUCCGCCCCUCACCAGACUACUACAGAUACUAAUUGACAUUGCCCCCCUCGAAGCCGAAGCGUGGAUUGUCGAGCAUCUUCCGCCUCACCCGGCACCGGACAGUUUGACUGGCUAUGGUCCUCUGCCUCGCCUCGACAUCGAUCCUCCGCCUGACGCGCCACGCGCUAGUUCUACUUCCGACAGCAGCGUAUCUGUCUCGCCUGAUCCGCCAUCUUCGAAGCACGAUGCCGACCGUUUCGAAUCGCCAGCAACGAGUCUCUCCGAUGCCUGUGCCCCUUCAAGCUCACCGUCCGCGUCUCUCCAGAGCUCUCCUCAAGCGAGUUACGUAACUACGCGCGCCCCAGAGCAGCUCGCCGCUCGUCAACCUACCCCCGCCGCGCCUCGCCAGCAAGUGCAGAUGCCGCACCAACCGGUUCCGGUCGAGCUCGAGCUCGGCAACCUCCCUCUCGACGCGAUUGACGAGGAGGUUCUCCGACUCUUUCAGCACUUCCGCUUGAACCCCUCGCUCGUCUCCGUCCGCAACUUCAGUCGCAGCAAGACCGCCACUCUUCGAGUCGCUUCCGAGGAGGAGUUCCAAGCCGCUUCUGCCGCCUUGCAGGACGCUCAGCUACGAGGUCACAAGCUCCUCGUUGCCCGCCUCUCUCACCGGCCGACUCCGCGCGACCCGGUCGUCAUCCUCCGCAACCUCCCGCCCUCUUCGCGUCCGCAGACUCUUCACGACCUCGUCGUCCAAGCGAAGUGCGGCGGCUACCACAGCUGCAUCAGGCAACAGGGUCAGACGAGCUGCACGGGCGUCUUCGGGGUACCGAGCGAGGAGGCGGCGCGCCUUACGGUCUCGAGACUGAACGGCUUGCUCGUGUCGGGGCGGAAGAUUCGGGCGGAGUGGCGGAGGGCAUCCUGA